GGUGCUGGGGGUGGUUGGACCCCUGGGAUCCUUAAGGAGGCAGAGAGGUCGCAGAACUCGGCUCCUAUCAGGACGCGACCUCCUCAGCCUUACCCCUCCCGCUGCCAUGCACCCUGCAGCCUUCCCGCUUCCUGUUGUUGUGGCUACUGGGCUGUGGGGAGCAUCCCCUAUCCGAGGCCUUAUUCGAGCGACCUCGGAGCACAAUGCCAGCAUGGACUUUGCAGACCUCCCAGCUCUAUUUGGGGCUGCCCUGAGCGAGGAGGGACUCCAGGUGAUGCUCUCCCCGUUUCCUUAUAGUCUCUAUCCUGGGCAGGGGUUGAGUAGCCGUGCUCUGGAUCCAACUGGAGGGGUUCCUUGUGGAGGCCCAUCCAGAAAAUGCCUGCAGUCCCAUUGCCCCACCACCCUCAGCUCCGGUCAAUGGGUCUUAAAUGCUCAAAAAGCUGGGUAUGGUGCAGCUGUGGUUCACAAUGUGCAUUCCAAUGAGCUUCUGAACAUGGUGUGGAAUAGUGAGGAAAUCCAACAGCAGAUCUGGAUCCCAUCUGUAUUUAUUGGAGAGAGAAGUGCAGAGUACCUACGAGCCCUUUUUGUCUAUGAGAAGGGGGCCCGGGUGCUUCUGGUUCCAGACAAUAGUUUCCCCUUGGGCUAUUAUCUCAUUCCUUUCACUGGCAUAGUAGGACUGCUGGUUUUGGCCAUGGGAGCUGUACUGGUAGUUCGUUGUAUCCAGCACCGCAAACGGCUCCAGCAGAACCGACUUACCAAAGAACAACUGAAACAGAUUCCUACCCAUGAGUAUCAAAAGGGAGAUCAAUAUGAUGUCUGUGCCAUCUGUCUGGAUGAGUAUGAGGAUGGGGACAAGCUUCGGGUACUUCCUUGUGCACAUGCCUAUCACAGCCGCUGUGUGGACCCCUGGCUCACUCAGACCCGGAAAACUUGCCCCAUCUGCAAACAGCCUGUCCAUCGGGGUCCUGGGGAUGAGGAGCAGGAGGAAGAAACUCAAGGGCAAGAGGAAGGUGAUGAGGAAGGGGAGCCAAGGGACCAGCCUGCUUCAGAAUGGACCCCACUCCUGGGCUCUAGCCCUACUCUUCCCACCUCUUUUGGGUCCCUAGCCCCAGCACCCGUGGUCUUUCCUGGGCCCUCCACAGACCCCACACCUUCUCCUUCAUCUGCUGCCCUGGCCUGAAACUUCCUACACUCCAGCACCUCUGGUGAUAUGUUUGCACAAACUUUUCCUCCAGUCUAAUAAGCUGAGGGAUAGGGGACAAUUCCAAGUUCUCGAACCCGGCCUCAUCCUUUCAAGGUGGCUGGGAGCCAUAGAGACAUGGUCUUCACUCCUUGGGUUAAUAAAAUUGUUUUUUGUGGACAAAAGAG
Molecule: messenger RNA, 1368 nt
Organism: Cricetulus griseus (Chinese hamster)
Lineage: Eukaryota; Metazoa; Chordata; Mammalia; Rodentia; Cricetidae
Source: RefSeq, a predicted model, not a curated record